UAUCACCCCACUCCCACCCCAGCCGCCAAACGAACCCUAGCCCUCUUUCUCCUUCCCCUCGAUCCCCACGAGCCGCCGCACCCCUCCCUCGAUCCCCAGUUCCCCACGAUCCUCUCCUAGCCCGCAGCCACCGGCCUUGUCUCUCCACUCGCCUCCUCCUUUCCUCUACCAUGUCGUCGUCGAUCCCACCGCCGGCCUUCUCCUCUGCUUGCCUCCUCCGGUCCUCUUCCACGUCUCCGUCGAUCCAGAUCAGACCCUCUCCUUGCACGCCCCGUGUUCCUCCUUCCAGCCGAUUGGGCACAGACGCACCAACCCUAGCCCCCGAUGCAGCCAUCCACUCCUCCCUCCUCCCUCCUCCUCCCCCCUCCCCCUCCCAUAGCCGCCGCACCCGUCGCUUGGCCCCCUGGCGACGCCUGGGUCGGGGCUGGGAAGAAGGUCCGGGCCUGCGAGGGAAAGCAGCGAGGGUUGGUGUAGCGGCAAAUGCGGGCGGGAUUUGCGUGGAGGGAGGCUCGUCAGCCGGAACAACAGGAGCAAGGAGGUCGUGCAGGAGCGAAUGCUGGCGGGGUCGGCCAUGGAAGAAGGCUCGCUGGACGGAGCAUCAAGAGCAGGGAAGUCGAGGUGGUUCAGGGCGUCAGUGCACCACGAGGAGUAGAUCGAGCGUGGACCAUAGCAGCAGGAUCAAGGAGCUGCUGGUGGUUCUGGCAACAAGGAGGAUGAUCAAGAAGGAUUGGGGAACACAAGCAAAAAAAGUACUGGGGAAGACGGGCGGGACGAAGGCAUGGAGAUCGUUGUUAGGCGCCAACGUGCGUUUGGUGUUGAUUGCUGGCUGGCCGACUGCGGUGUGCUACCGGCGAUGAGAUCCAGGAGGAGGUGGCGGCGGACAGGGAGUCGAGGACCUUUUUGCUUGCAUUCUCAUGUCUUUUGGCAAGGAGAAAAUUAUCAUUUGGAGGGGAUAAUACAGAUGAAAACAUGCAAGACAGUAUAUGCAAUUGACAUACCCUUCAGUUCUUGAAUCAGAGUUCAGUGGUGAAGAACACUACAAUUUUUUGGUUGAUGGAUUGGUCUGAAUAUAUUGUUAGGGAUUUUGCAUGAAGUGGUUAUUCAAAGAAUGGAACCAAUUUUAUGAUUUGCUGCCCAGCAGGGCUGAUGAUAGGCGCUUCAGCAUCAAGUUGGACGUGAACUUCGAACUGGAUACAGUAAGUCACAACGAGAAGUCUUUUUUCGUAAUUAAGCAUGACAUCUGCUUCAUUUGCUUCAACUUAUAAUUUAAUUUUUUUUUUUACUACUCUACUAGCGUAUCCUCUGCCAUGCAAGAGUUUUUGUCUUGGAUAAGAUAGGUUUCAUUUGUACUAUGGAGGUAAAGAAAGUUUACUUGAAGACCGAGCAUGGUUAUAUUUUCCAUGCAAAAUUAUACAACGCAGACGACUACACCUAUUUUGGAUGCAAAACUUGGCGAGCAGUAUGCAAGACUUAUGCAUUUGAGCCUGAUAUGGUUAUCACCAUUGAUAUCCGUCCGGAAGAUGAUAUUGAAGGUAAUAACGACAUCUGGGUCGAUGUUCAGACGCCUCCAGUUAUACCAUUAUCUUAUUUCGGUUCAAGCAAACAUGUCCAACGCUUGAUAGACACGACCUACUACUAUCCCGGGGCUGAACUAAACUGCGAGGAGCUAAGUCAUUAUGUUUCAUGGCUUGAGGAUCUUGAUACUGUCAACACAAAUUUUCUUCCUGCAUUUAGAAAUGUUAGUACUGAAAACGUGCGACCAAUAGUGUUCAUAAUGAACUACGAUCACAUCUAUUUAAGAAAGAUGGGACUCCCGAUGAAUGUUGUGCCUCAUGGGAUCGAGACUAAUGGUACCAUGAGUAUUGUUAGCUUACGGCCAAGAUAUCCUACAAUGCACUUUAGUGCAUUCAGGAUUUCUAAGAGCGAGGAAGUCUUAAUAGUGAAAGACUGGACCAAAUUUGUGACGGAGGAGCGCAGAGAAGUACUAGGGGGCAGCAAUGAGAAGCGCAGCCCACGAUUAGGAGUCAGGUUCAUCUGCAUGCUCCAACUUGAUGAAGGAGGAGAGCUACACAUGUUUUAUGUUAUUUUACCUGAGAGAGAGCAGCAGGAGUGAUUAGCUAGCUAGAAAUGAGUUUGAAGAUGAUGAUGUGCUACACUAUGAGUAUGAUGAUUAAAUAGCUAGUGUUGGUGGUAAUGACUAUGAUGAUUAAAUAAAUACUG
Messenger RNA from Aegilops tauschii subsp. strangulata, 2220 nucleotides. Lineage: Eukaryota; Viridiplantae; Streptophyta; Magnoliopsida; Poales; Poaceae. The record is from RefSeq and is a predicted model, not a curated record.